GUUUUUAUCAUUAAGUUGGAGCUCUUUGCCUCGGAGGAUCGAGGCAGGACUAGCAUCAUCACCAACAUGUCGGCGCCCGGCGAGGCCACUUUGCCGGCCACGCGCCGUUCCAGAAAGUCCAUUGGCGUACACACAGAGCUGUCACGGAAAGAAAAUGCCACAAUUGAUGUUGGCGGCUCGUUGGCGGCCAGUCGCAAGUCACGAAGCAAGAGUAUAGGCCCAGGGGGGCUGGAUGCGCUCAGACAAGGAAAUGGCAACAGGCGCGCGUCUCUCGCUGUGCCAACCAAACUACCUCGCUCGAUUCUGAAACCUUCCAUCUCUCCUUUGCCAGAGAUUCCACCGUUGAAAUCGCAAGCUUCAAGGAAAUCAAUAGGCGCAUCGACUUUUAGCAUACCGGAAGAUGAAUUAAGCGGAUCGAGAGUAGCCUUGAAGACAGAAGAGGAACAACAGGCCGCGGCGAAGGAGCGAGAGGAACGAGAGAGGCGAGACGCCCGUCGAAAAUCGCUAGCCAAUCGCAGAGUUUCAUUUGCUGCUGAAGCAACAUUGCACACCUUCCACGAGGUAGAAUAUAUGCAAAAUCGAAAUGCGGCAGAAUCAAGAAGGAAAUCAGGCUCGGGAUUCAACCCUCGAAAUGCCGACGCCCAAUUCUCAGCCGAAGACCAGAAUGCCAAGGGGAGGAGAAGUUCCCUUGCCGCACAGAAUAACGCCCAAAGCCAAGAUAACACCGCCACGUCAAUUAUAUACAGUUCAGAUUCUGAGCCUGCAGAUGCGGUGGAAGAAAUUGGGACCGACGAGGAGGAAGAAAUCGAAGAUGAAAAUUCCAACAGCGAUUCUGAUGACGGCACAAUGAUGAGCCUUGAAACAGAAGAUGUUACUGGGACCACUGUAGCAUCUAGUCGAUCUAUAGAGGACAUCGAGGAUGAAUCCACGCUAGACGAAGCUCUUCGCUUUGCUGCCCGACUUGCGGCCACUCAGCAACUGGGGGAAGAUUCCGACAACGGCGAAGAGAUCAUACCCUCGUUUGGCUGGGUGAAAAAGACAAACCAGCAGCCCUCGACCUCUGCUAGUCAAAGUAAAGUGGCCUCGAAAUCUCCUAUAAAUCGGCUCAGUAUUGGCAGAGAUGAAGACGGCACAGAGAUGGACAUGGACAUGGACAUAACUCAAGCAGUGGGAAAAAUUAUUAAGCCAUCCGCCACGGAAGAGGCUGAUGUCGAACCGGAGCAAGACGUAUCAAUGGACGUGACUCGUGCUUUUGGCGGCGUUCUCUCUAAUAACAAAGAGAAUGGUGCACCUUCUGGUUCUGGCGAGAUGGACGAUGGUGCUAUGGAAGAUGCUACAAUGGAACUCACCACUGCUGUGGGGGGCAUCCGCUAUCCCCAGCUACCAGACAUCGACACCGACGAUGAUGAUGGAAACGAAGAUAUGUCGAUGGAACUGACUAGCGUUAUGGGAGGCCUAUUAGCACGCCACCAAAAGGAGACUGAGGUUGCUCGUCGCCAAACAUUGAACCAAACGUCGAAAAUAGAUGCAGAUGAUGCCACAAUGGACAUAACUGUCGGCUUUGGAAAUAUCCUUUCUAAUGCUCACAACAGUGUGGCCAACAAUAAAGAGGGCCAAGCCGAGGGCGAUGAUGAGACAACUGGCAUGGACUUGACGACGGCCAUUGGUGGAAUUAUCAAAAAUACAUCUAGAGCCUUCCGAAAGAGUUUUUUUGGAAGGAAAACCGAUGAACCAGAGAACUCCCCACGGCCAAUGCCAACAAUCGAAUCACAGGCUCCUGCUGAGCAAAGCACCCCCGUUCAAAAACCAUCGGCGAGACUAUUUGAAUCUCCUGGUGCUGAACUGCAGGCUGCUCACGAAGGUGGCCUGUUCCAGCACGCUACUCCACAAGCACAAAAGGAGCAGUCCUUGAUCAAUUUAUCAACAACUCCGGCGACACCUAAUCUGUCAACCACGCCAAAAUUAUCCAAAACACCCAACUUUUCAACAACGCCCAAGUCUGCGACACCCAAAUCCUCAAAAACACCGCGACAAGCUACAUCAUCUGGAAAAACACAGACACCCACAUCACAGAGCCGGGUUCUUCGAUCAUCAUCUAGAAAUUCUACAUCGCAGAGGGCAAGCCGAACACCAUCGCCUGUAAAAUCAACCCCAAAGAGCGCUACGAAAUCGACUCCAAAGAGCGCUGCGAAAUCAACUCCAAAGAGUGCUACGCAAUCAACUCCAAAGAACGCUGCAAAAUCAACUCCACAGAACAGCAGCUCUACCCCUCGGCGACUUUCUGGCGUUGGUGCAGAUCGAACUGGUCUAGGAUCACCUCAAGUAGCAGCUAUUUUUGAUCGUCGGGAGUCUCUGAGCGAUUCAGCAAGCAUAUUCGUUCCUGGAAAACGCACCGUUGCCUUUAACGAGCCCGAGGUCUUGGCACCAGCGAAUGAUGAAAGUGAUGAAGGAAGUCAGUCAAGACUUGGUCGGCCUGAACCGCAAACGGAUAGAGAUGCUACACUCAACCUUAGAGAGAUGAUUGAUAGUAUGAGCCCCAAGCGAAAUCCGCUGAGAGGUCGGAAGAGUCUCCACAUUGGCAGUGCCAGGGGUCUUUUGGGCAAGCGGCCGAUUGAAUCGGAUGAUGAAGCAGAUGCUGAAGAGAACGAUGGUGUAAAGAGAUUGAAGGGGCGUGAGGGCAGUCCUGUGAAGAAUGUGAAACUUCAACUACCACCAUCAAAAGAAGAGACAACCGGAAGACUCAGGAGGUCAACUCGACUAAGCUUUGACUUUGCCGGGAGGACAUCGCAAUCGGCUUUUUCGUCCCCGAUAAAGGGUGUCAAGUUCCUCGGAGCGGUAAAAGAAAACCAGACGGUUCACGAUGUUCAAAUUCAUCAGCCACCCAUGGAGACAGUUGAGGAAGGCCAGAUGCACCUUCAGGAUUUCUUAGACUUAACCUCAAUUCGCUUCAUGGAGCUUACCACGACGAAACGGCGCCACACAAUUGCUCCAAGAACUUCUCAAAGCGGCAUUUUGCCCGAUGGAGAAGAUGAUCGAUCCCUGGAGCGGUGUGUCGUAGCUGGUGCUUGUACUGUACCAAUGCUGGAAUUAUAUCAGCAUUCUUGCCGAGAGCUGAAGAAGUAUAUCUCCGAGGGGCGAAGAAUAGUGAAAGAGAUUGAAACCGAAACUUUUGAAGACAACCCCCCGCUAUUCCAGGAGUACAUGUCUGCAACCCCUGACGUUAAGGCAUUGAUGGACAAUCAGUUUAAAAACGUUCGGACUCAUUCGCGUCACCUUAGCAAAGCGAUGUGGUAUGAAUGGAGGAUGAAGCUUCAGGAGGGACUGAGAGAGGGCCUCGUCAGCAUUUCUGGUGGCAUGAAUGAUGAUGUCAAAAUAAUAGAAGAGCAAGAGGCCCUUCUAAAGUCCGUGAUGCCCAACCUCGUGGGUCGGUAUGAAUCAUUACUAGAAGAAAGCAACAACCUCGAGGAAGCUGCCAGAGAACUGGCCGACUGUGAUCCCGCCGAGCUCCAGGCCGCUCGAGAAGAGUUGGUCAGUCUAGACGAAGAUAUUGCUCAGAAGAAGAAGCUUAUUGCCAGACUUCGGCAAGAGUUUGAGGCUUCAGAGGCCGAUGUGGAAGAGUUGACGGCUCGGAAAACGCAGUGUCUUGCAGAAAUCCAGGAAUCUGAAAAAAUUAGAGAAGAGUGCCGUGGCUGGACUAGCACUGAGGUUAACAUUCUUAAAGCUCGAGUAGAGGCUCUCGAAAAGGAGCACGGUUGGGCUGUAACAGGAAUCUCGGGACCGACGCUCUCUAUGACAUAUAAACGAGAGAUUGAACUCGUCGUCGAUAUCACAUCGUUCCAGCCACAGCAGCCAAGUUCACGCAUAGACUUGUGGUAUAUUGCCGACAGUCGUGAGGUAAAUCCUCAACCGAAGACAGCCGAAAAGGAAUUCCUUCUGCAAUGUAUCCGUGAUCACAUUCGAACGAUUUCCCAAAGUGGCACAAAGCUGUCUCAUAUCCUCAAAAUAGUGCAAGCUGCAUGGGACAAGUCAAAUUGGAUUUCUCAAGAAGUUGGACGCAUCAAUGUAACGUUUCCAACAAAAGUUACCAAGACAUCCGACUCUAGUAUUGCUGUUACUAGUUCCCUUCUUCUAGCGCCUCUGGAAACCCGAGUCGAGGUGGCAUUCAAGCUUAAAGGGUCUAGCGGGCCAGAAGGGGUGGAUGUGAACGUUUCGACGGACGCCAAAGUUGUAUAUGGAGAACAGUUCAAUGUGGGUAAAGUGGGAGAAUUUUUGGCUACCAGGAUUGGAAAAAGUGUCGGAGCUGGGGGUGAGCAGUGGAGUAAUGUAGUGGUUGAGUUAUAUGAUAAGCUCAUUGCUCGGGGGAAGAAGCAGUAGCAGCUCGACUUGACGUUGUAACGACUCAUGAUGGAUUGGGUAUACAUGGUUGGCUGGGUUGAAUAGGCGUUGUUGGACAUAAAGAUACCUCGAGCUGAUGCUCUGUAAUUGCGUUGUCAUGGAUAGAUAUGGUGUUUUAUAUUCUUGCUGGAGCAUUUCUUUCAAUAGCUUCUCCCGCCUCGGACACGGGAUAUACACAUAUACGCGAGCGAUAUCUACUACCACUUGAAAGUACUGUGUAAAUACAUUGGCAU
Molecule: messenger RNA, 4628 nt
Organism: Trichoderma asperellum CBS 433.97
Lineage: Eukaryota; Fungi; Ascomycota; Sordariomycetes; Hypocreales; Hypocreaceae
Biological process (GO): mitotic sister chromatid biorientation; protein localization to kinetochore; mitotic spindle assembly checkpoint signaling
Cellular component (GO): kinetochore
Source: RefSeq, a predicted model, not a curated record